ACAAGGUUCCCGUUUGCGCAACUGCAGGACUGCAUCAUAUCCUGUCUGUCAGAACUGUGACAAGGACAGUUAAAGUUUGGAGUUGCCAUCUCUACUAACCGUGCUGUCUGGGGGGGAUCAAGACUCCCUGCUAUGGAGGCAGUAGGUAAGUAUGACUUUACUGCCACUGCUGAGGACGAGCUGAGCUUCAGGAAGGGAGACAACAUGAAGAUCUUGGGCACCAAUGAUGACUGGUUGAUGGCUGAGCGACAUGGAAAGAAGGGAUUCAUACCACGUAACUACAUCAACAUUCACCUACCCAGUUGGUACCAGGAGAGUGCUAGUCGAGGUGAGGCCCAGGAGUCUCUCAUGACCCAGCCUAUAGGAUCCUUUCUGAUCAGGGGCAGCCAGAGCUCCCCAGGAGAUUUCUCCAUAUCCGUUAGACACGAGGCAGACGUGCAGCACUUCAAGGUGAUGGCAGACACCAGAGGGCAGUAUUACCUCUGGUCUGAGAAGUUCAGCUCCUUCAACGAGCUGGUGAACUAUUACAUGAACAACUCUGUCUCUAAACACAGCCGCAUCUAUCUGCUGGACACAGAAACACAGGAGAAGGGAUUUGGCCAGACCAGGACAUCAGCCCCAUCCUCUCAGCCCCAGCCUCACCAGUCCCUGCCCCGCGCACCCCAGCCUCACCUGCCCCUGCCCAGCAUACCCCAGCCUCACCUGCCCCUGCCCAGCAUACCCCAGCCUCACCUGCCCCUGCCCAGCAUACCCCAGCCUCACCAGCCCCGCACACCCCAGCCUCACCAGCCCCUGCCCAGCAUACCCCAGCCUCACCAGCCCCUGCCCAGCAUACCCCAGCCUCACCAUCUCCUGCCCCGUGUACCCCAGCCUCAACAACCCCUGCCCCGCACACCAGACCCUAUACCCCCACCACAGUGUGCGGCCGUGACCACGGGGGGCGGUGGUCUGAUGCAGGUGAGAGCUCAGUAUGACUUCAACGCCGAGGAGAAGGACGAGCUGAGCUUUAAGGCCGGUGACAUCAUUGAGGUGCUGGAGUGUUCCGACAUGUCAUGGUGGAAAGGAAGACUGAGGGGACAAGCGGGAGUGUUCCCUUCCAACUACACCAACCCUGUAUGAGAGAGAGAACAUGGCUAGCAUUUAGAGCUAAAUAAGUAUCUUCAUUCAUUAUAGCAGACGUUCUUAUCCAGAGCAACUUAAAGGAGCAAUUAGGGUUAAGUGCCUUGCUCAAAGGAAUAUUGACAGAUUUUUCACUCAGGGAUUCGAAUCAAUGACCUUUCGGGUUACUGACCCAACAGUCUGAACCUCUAGGCUUCCUGCCUCCCUAACAAUAACAACUAUAUUUCUGAGAGAGAGAGAGAGAGAGAGAGAGAGAGAGAGAGAGAGAGAGAGAGAACAUAAUGAUUAGCUUUAGCAUUAAAUAUAUGUUUUGUAACUUUCUUUCUGGUUUAUUAUCAGUGUACUUUACCAUACCGUAGGCUUAUGUCAGGAUAAUACAACUAUUUACAACUUCAGAACACAAUUAUUACUGUAUGAUUAUCAAAUAAAUGAUUUUCUGUAAGCCCCUG
Oncorhynchus kisutch (coho salmon) is the source of this 1568-nucleotide messenger RNA. RefSeq names its product GRB2-related adapter protein. Bases 133 to 1119 code for a protein of 328 amino acids. The transcript is spliced from 7 exons. Gene Ontology annotation, molecular function: protein binding. NCBI's taxonomy places the organism in Eukaryota, Metazoa, Chordata, Actinopteri, Salmoniformes, Salmonidae. The record is from RefSeq and is a predicted model, not a curated record.